Messenger RNA from Caenorhabditis auriculariae, 2533 nucleotides. The record is from the annotation of a GenBank genome assembly. Lineage: Eukaryota; Metazoa; Nematoda; Chromadorea; Rhabditida; Rhabditidae.
AUGCCGACAUCCGCAUUCCUCCGGACAACUUCCCACGUCGACAACUACACAUGGGUGAGUCCAACAGCAGAAAAAAACACUAAAAAAAUUCUUCGAAAUCUUUGAAAACGACAGAUCUUCCAAAAAAAUUAAUAUUUAAGACAAAAAAAGUAAGGAAUGAUUAUAUUACUAUUUCUCGCGAUUUCUGUCGCCAAAAAAAUGAUUUGACAUUGGAAAACAAUGAACAAUAUAAAAAUGAAAAAGUACCAGAAAAGUUAAUCUCCAAAAUGAGAAUAAUUUGUCCUUUUUUUAAAUUUAUUUUUCGAGUUUUACGGGAAAGAGAGCUCAAUAAUGCGGAAAAAAAGGCGCAAAAAAAUUGUUACUUCUGUGCUGAAACGUUCAUUAUUUGAUUUAUUUUGCAAUUCCUCUUUCGAAAUUCUCAGCUGUGAAGUAUUAAAAAAACGCAGAAGUUUUCAAUAAAGUGAAAAAAUAACGACUCAUCGAUUUUUUCUACAUGAAACUGCAUCGUUGCAAUGAGUAAGAUUUUGGUACCUCUGGAAAAUCACCGGAAAAAAACACAGAAUGACAAGGCUUUCUCCUGUCCUAAUCCUUGAUAAACGACAGGAAGAAACUCGAGCACGACGGUUCCCUGCGAGAUCUGCGGCGACCGCUCCUAUGGACGACACUACGGCCUAUGGACCUGCGACGGCUGCAGUUGCUUCUUCAAACGCAGCGUCCGCCGCAGCAUCACCUACUCCUGCAUUUGUGAGUGAAGGCUUCUCUUUCAGAUUUCUGGAUUCAGCCGGCAACAACAACUGCGUCGUCGACAGAACGAGACGAAACUGGUGUCCGGCCUGCAGACUCGCCAAGUGUUACAAGCUCAACAUGAACGCCCAAGGUGAAAUCGAGACGGAUUCUCUAAUCUCAGCGAUUUAGCAGUUCAAUCCGAACGAGGUCCCAGACAAACUGCGCGUUCAAGAAGGUCAAACAGGAAAGCCAGCCCGAAAACUGAUGAAAGCAAAGUCGAUAUUGAUCUGACGUCGCUCACAACCACUUGUGAGUCAUUUGAUUAUCCCUUGAAGCGAUCGAUAAUCAAUUCUGACAGUUAGUUUCUUUCUGAAAACCUCUUUCACUCAAAAAAUGGACCUAUUGGGACGCUCAACCCCCUUUUUCGUUCUUAACAGUGGUUCACCAUGUCUUUUAAAUUGCCAUGGAUAUUAGGUCGAUGAAAAUGGUUUUAAUUACGGUGAAGCUUUGAGAGUUCGAAUUUGCACAACUUUUUCGUUUUGAGAGCUUGUUCUUCGAGUAUUCGAAUAUAACUCACAGUCGAUAUAUUCAAGCCUUCCCGACUUGAGAGUCCUUGGUUAUGCAGCACAACUCCAAUUCAAGCGCCACCCACUAUAUAAAAAGCUCGGUCAUCGCUUAAUUUGUAUCUUGAUGCACAAAUGAAAAGAGCGAUGAACGAGCUCCCCAAAUAGUCGCUGGCGGUUGAAUUGAACUUGUGCCAAGACCGCCUCCCUCCCAUUACAAGUUGGGAAAACUUGACUAUAUUUACGCAAAUUUCAAGGUUUUGGUUUCAAAAGUGUGCAUUAAACAAAGAAAUUAGCCUAAAACCCAUAUUUAAAAACUAAAGUUAUAAACAAAAACUGAGUUUUUGCGGAGGUAGCGACUAUGAUGAAUCUUUAUUUGGACCGGAGGAUGUUUAAAAAAAUACUUCGAGAUUUCCAGACAACACUGAAAUGAACGUUCUGAAGUAGAAAUACCAUUCAAAUCCUGAAAAAAACGUGAUAAACACCUUUCUGGGGUGCUCCAAACGAAUCUCAAGCUCUGGGUCUCUGUUCGUUUCUAACCCCCUUGCGAUGCAACGAAAGUAGUUCGAUCAAAAAAGAAGAAUCCGAAACCUCAAUGCCGGAACGUUCAGACGACUCGCUCUUCGCAGGAACCUUGUCUCUCUCGUCGCAGUGCGUCCUGCUGUCCUUCAUGCCCGUCGAGACACGCAACGAACUCGUUCUGACGCACCGCCACAUCUUCUUCGCCUUCAUGUUGGCCACCAACUUCGAGCCAACUGUUCGACAACUCACAGUCCGUCAACUUUUCCUUCUAGAUCGAUUGAAAACUUUCAGCCGAGCUUAGAGAUGUCUAAAUCCGUUCUGCUGAGCUCCGAGGAAGUCCGUCUUGGCAUAUGUCUUCUUUGGUGCAAAAUCGGUACAUAUUCCACACGCUACGAGACGAAAAACAUCUAUUGACAUCGAAAAAUCUUGAAAGGACGCCAUGAUUUUCAGGCGCCUUGGCCCCAAACCGAGCUCUCAACUUCGCGGUGCCUUUGGCGGUCGUCUACGAGCUCUGGCUGAGACGACACUCGGCGUUGCACACUUCUCCGGAAGUGGCCGAAGGCGUGAUCCGCCUGGCGGAGCAGGUCUGCGAGCGGCAGCCGUGGCAGCUAGAUCAUCUCCUCUCAAAAGCCUCAGAAGUCAUCGCCGCCGAGUUCUUCGCCGCACUCAACGUCCUCACCGCUUCAGGACUUAUGAUUCAACCGUUUCGCAUUGAACAUUGA